Molecule: messenger RNA, 1905 nt
Organism: Sipha flava (yellow sugarcane aphid)
Lineage: Eukaryota; Metazoa; Arthropoda; Insecta; Hemiptera; Aphididae
Product: homeobox protein DLL-3-like
Exons: 4
Coding region: 113-1387 (424 amino acids)
Biological process (GO): regulation of transcription by RNA polymerase II
Cellular component (GO): nucleus
Molecular function (GO): DNA-binding transcription factor activity, RNA polymerase II-specific; RNA polymerase II cis-regulatory region sequence-specific DNA binding
Source: RefSeq, a predicted model, not a curated record
AAGAAACACGACUAACGGACGAUCAUCGGCUCCACUACGCACCUCGUACACGACAGCACGCACGUACAGCACCAGCGACCGUACAGUCGAUUGAUCAUCGUACCGCAGAACCAUGGACAUGCAUUUCGGCACGCUUUUGGACUUGGACAGAGGUCAACAUGACGACAUUAAACCCACCACCGCCACCGCCGCCACCAGCACCUCCACGACGAUCGGCGGCGUUCCGACGACCGUGAUCGUGUCCAGCGGCAGCAGCAGCCACAGUACGCUGUCAGACCUGCCAUCCGCUGUCACGGGCUACCAGCAUCAGCAGCAGUCAUCGUCGCCGACCGACGCGACCGACGCCAACGUGAUGAUGACCCACGCCACGUCGGGCGCUCAACUGUCCGCGGCCACCGUCAACGGGUACGAUCACAUGAUGAACGGCUACGGUUACUGCAACACGUUCGACCCGUACUACGCGCAACACGGAUUCGGCGGGUCUCUGCCGUCGUACACCGAUAUUCGGAAUCCGACGGCGUCGUUGCCUCUGCAGCACCAGCACCAUCAUCAGCAGCAGCAGCAGCAGCAGCACCACCACCACCACCACCACCACCAGAACGACGCGGCGGAGCAAGCCGCGGUCGCGGUGGCCGGCGGGGUGCGCAAACGGGAGAAACAAAAACGGCAGCGGACCGCUUAUUCGAGCGAACAGUUGAUGCACUUGGAGGAGUCGUUCAUGGCCAACCAGUACUUAAACAGAGCCAGGCGUAUAGAUCUGGCCCGCACGUUGAAGCUGACGGAAAGGCAGAUCAAAAUAUGGUUCCAGAACAGACGCAUGAAGGAGAAAAAGUCUAAGAGGGAAUCAGGCCAAGUGGAGUCGACCAGCGGUGGAGUAAUCGGUUCUACGUGCAUGCCGUCGUCCGGCGGCACCGCGGCGGUGGUGAUGCAGACGGUAGCCCCCUCGGUCGCAGUGCCGGUGACGACCAUGACCGUCGACUACGGUAGCGGAGACAGCGGUGGCCGCCACCAUUACGCGGACAGCUCACCGCAGCCCCCGCCGCCACCACCGGUGUCCAAGAUGAUGUUGUACAGCCCGACCAGCUCGUAUUCCACACCGUCGCCACCCGUUGUCCAACAUCAGCUGGUCGAGCACCUGCGCCAGGGUCCGUCCACCACGUUGCACCAUUACUCGUCGUACGACGGCACCGACGUCUACAACGGCGCGUGUCAGCCGCCGUCGUACGAUCAGGCCGUCAACGGUCACCACCAACACCAUCAGCAACAGUUGCCGCCGCCGCCACAACAUCACUUGCAGUGGUAUAAUCCGGCCGUGGCCUCUGUCAUAUCGUCGCACCACCAUCAUCACUUGGAGCAGGCGCCCACCGCGGCCGACGUACUCCAGUAGAAUGACACACUCCCUACUUCCGGUGUUCUCGCGAUUUCUGUCCGAGAGACCCGCGGCCUCCGAAGAUCUACACCGGAAGCAGCUCUUUGUAAAUGAAGGGAUAUCGACAAACUCUCACCGCUUGAAUUUUUUUUUUUUUUUUUUUGUGAAGACUUUCUAAAGGAUUUUUCUCGAUGUUCAUUUGAGCAUUUAAAUGUACACACUUACGUUACGCGAUUAUAUUAUCAUUAUUAUAAUAAUCACGGUCUUUAUUAUUUUUACUAGCAUUAUUAUUAUUUUUUUUUUUUUUUUAUGCAUAUAUAUACUUGUACUUUUUAUUCAUACUCGUAUUACUCUGACGUACUAUUACUCUGUGUGCUCGCGCUUUAUUACCACCAUGUACUACUCUAAAACUAUAUAUACCCCAUAUAUUCCUCAUAUAAGUAUAUUAUAACACACACAGUCUUCGAAUAAGAAUAAAAAGAAUUUAAAAAAAAAAAUUAAUAAUAAUUCUAAUAAUACUACUAACUAUAUAUAUU